Fusarium coffeatum is the source of this 2691-nucleotide messenger RNA. RefSeq lists its product as uncharacterized. The coding region runs from base 1 to 2691 and encodes 896 amino acids. Gene Ontology annotation, cellular component: cytoplasm; cell septum. The record is from RefSeq and is a predicted model, not a curated record. The transcript has 3 exons. Lineage: Eukaryota; Fungi; Ascomycota; Sordariomycetes; Hypocreales; Nectriaceae. Gene Ontology annotation, biological process: positive regulation of G2/M transition of mitotic cell cycle; establishment of cell polarity.
AUGACAUCAUCUCGACCCCGCGGCGAUGUUGGCGGCAGUUUUGCUAGCAGACGCGGACAUACCAGCCAACUGUCCAUUUCUGACCCGAGCCACCAUGUCACGGAAGCUAUUGGCACUUUGUAUGGAGAUGAGGACGAUGACGGAUCGGAGAGUGGUCGGCCCAUGAGUAUUAACCGACCGCUGAGCUUCAUCGGAGGCCCAACACCAUACCAAGAAUCACUUCCUCGACCGCCUCCCGAUGGACGAUUUCUAUCCGUUGAUACAAGAAGAGCGCUCAAGCGAACUGAUUCCGAAGGUUCCGCCAACGAAACGUCUCCCAUUAAUGGCGACUCACCCAAAAGACCUCAUCAGCUCUCCCCAAACCAGAGAAGCAACUCAUAUGAGCAAGGACCAAAAUCGCCGUUGUCUCCUACGCUCUCGCUCCGCGAUGUUCAAGCCGAUUCGCAAUUCUCUCUUACCAACAUUGAUAACCCCAAUGACAUUGCCCAGGAAUUGAGUAAUUUGCAAGCGCUCAGACGGUUGUCGAUGGACGUUGGAAAUAACAAGGACCCCGAUAUGCCACCCAUGUCUUUAAUGGCUAUGCCGACAAUAGCACCAAGCGGUGAUGACGAUGAAAAUGAUCCCUCGAGACUGCUCUGGGUACCUGCCAGAGUGCACCCCGAGCUUGCCCCUGGCGAGUUCAAAUCGUUCCUUGAAAACAGAGUCCAAUCCAUAAGACGGAGAUCUGGUGACUCAUUCCUAUCUGCCGAUACCGACAUAAGCGAAGGUGAUUCAGGAGUAGGGGGACUUAGACGAAAAAAGUCUAUGCUGUCUCGUCAAAUAGAUAAUUCUGGGGACCGCGGUUCUGUCGAUUACGUUGAUGGCGCCGAUCGACUGGAACGUAAACGCUCACGAGGCCAUAGCCAUGAGCUGAGCCUUGAAGAACUUGUUAAGGAUCCUACAAAAGCCGUUCAAAAGUUUGCUCAGGAAUCGCAAAUAGCACCGAGUGGACCUGAGAGCAGUGCAGACGAUAUGCCCAUCUUGCCGGCUGCCCCAGGGAUGGGUCUCCGUAGGUCAACCCGAACAACGUAUCGAAAGGGAGGCAGUCUACGCACCGGACCUCUUGCUCGCCGUUCUGGACAUCGUCAGCAACCUAGUGAGGACAUGACGUUUGCUCCUUUGGAAGCUCCACCGGGUCAUGGCCUUUCGCGUGUUCAGUCGGAGCCUGUGGCAGACAACUAUUCACGCCAGAAUCAAACCAAGAGAUCUGAGAAGCUCUCCCAAGAGUCUCUAGAUCAUUAUGACCACUAUGACGGAGCUUCACAAGGAUUCAACGAUAACGAGGCCAAUACCGCAGAUACGUUCCAAGAUCAGCUACCUAUUCGAUCAUCACCAAGCUUUCCUGCAACCCAGACCUCUUCUCAUCAGGAUGUGCAAGACCAGAAUCAGCAGAAGUUUCCCAAGCGAUCCUCUUCACAGAACGCAAAAUCUCAACCGGUAUCUCAUAGAAUUUCCGAACCCGAACCUCCAAUUGAGGAAGAGCCAAGUCGCGGCAGUCGAAAGAGCUUCAGUAGUCGCCAGAACGCGCAACAAGCCGCUUCGCAGCAGCAGACAUCUCGAUCUUCUUAUCCUCAAAGUCAAUCUAUAAGUGACAAUCUUGCCGCCAGUCCCUCACUCAUCCCCGGAAGUGGCUCGACGCGAACCGACAGCCUAACCAUUAUACCAACAUUUACGCAGGAGGAGCGGAAAUCCGACAAGAAGUCCAAGAAAGACAGGGAUGACGACGCGAGCUCCAGUAAAGGAAGCGCUUGGAAAUGGUUCAAGAGUACCAGUGAUGAAAAGGAGAAGAAGAAGGAGGAGAGCAAGAGAUCUAAGACCAAAUCGCUGGGUGAACGAGGACAGGACAACGCACGACUGGACGUCAUACAGACGUCAAUCGACAAAAACGCACCCAAAGGACGUGAAAGUCUCGUGCUCGAUCGUGAUAAUGUGGAAAGCAGACUGCAAGAGGAGCGCAAGAAGGAAAGCCACCGCAAGAGCGACUCAAAGCGGGACAAGGACGGCAGCAUUUUCUCAUCCAUCUUUGGCGGAAGUAAGAAGAAGGAAGAGAAAGAGCGGAGCUCUAAGAAGACACAACAUCUGAAGGUCCCUGAGGAGCCUGUAUACAAACCAUUGGUUCCUGAUGUCGACUACCAUUGGUCAAGGUUUCCUCUACUCGAAGAGAGAGCGAUCUAUCGAAUGGCUCACAUAAAACUGGCCAACCCACGUCGACCCCUACACAGUCAAGUCCUACUAAGCAACUUCAUGUAUAGCUACCUGGCUAUCGUUCAGGCCAUGCAUCCCCAAAUGAAUGUGCCCGUUUCGCCACAGCAAAAACGACUGGAGGAGGAAGCUCGACGGAAACAACAGGAACAGGAAUACUUGGCCCAACAGAGAAUGCAAGAAGAGCAGGAAGCUCAGGAAACCAUGGAUCAAUAUGACUUCGACUAUCACCGGGCUGCGGUGCAAUAUGGCGAGUCAGGUAGCGGAGAGGUUGAUUAUGUUGACGACGCUCAGAUUUAUGAGGAUGAGCACGGAAACGAUAACCACCAAGACUAUGGCUACGAUGACCCUGAAGGGUAUGGGCCGGGAGCCAAAGAAUACUAUCACCAGUAUCACGACAACGACGCUGGAAAUGAUCGCCGGCAUGAUGGGCGGGAGGACAUGUGGUGA